AUGAAGACCAACCUUUCACUUUCUUCUUUCCUAGUAUUUGCCACUCUCAUGUCAAUCGUGGCGACGAAACACUGUAACGCCUUGCUGACGCACAAUCACUACAGCACCCGCCAAUGUUCGUUGCAUCAUUCCAGCUGCUCUAGAUGCACCGUUCUAGCCAACUCUUUUGAACAGCUUCCUGGAGAGUCAGACAUUGACUUUAUUGAACGCAUUACCUCUAACAGCAAGGCCUUGUUGGAAGACUCCACGUCGUCGUCCUCUUCUGUCCAGCAGCAAGAAGAAGAAGAAUCACAAGAAGAAGGCGCGUCAGAGAAACCCAAGGGAAAAUAUCAACCCAUUGAAGAGUGGGAUGCGGAACGCAAGUCUUCUGGAGAACUGUCCUGGGAAGAAAAGGUCAUGUUUGAUGGACAACAACAUGGGAAUCAAGUCCGACAGAAUGAUAUUCUCAUUCGGAAUUUGCAUUCAUUUUAA
This is a messenger RNA of Cylindrotheca closterium, 471 nucleotides long. The record is from the annotation of a GenBank genome assembly. Lineage: Eukaryota; Bacillariophyta; Bacillariophyceae; Bacillariales; Bacillariaceae.